Gadus macrocephalus (Pacific cod) is the source of this 3680-nucleotide messenger RNA. RefSeq names its product phosphoribosylglycinamide formyltransferase (gene gart). The coding region runs from base 452 to 3529 and encodes 1025 amino acids. Gene Ontology annotation, biological process: 'de novo' IMP biosynthetic process; adenine biosynthetic process. Gene Ontology annotation, molecular function: phosphoribosylamine-glycine ligase activity; ATP binding; phosphoribosylglycinamide formyltransferase activity. The record is from RefSeq and is a predicted model, not a curated record. Lineage: Eukaryota; Metazoa; Chordata; Actinopteri; Gadiformes; Gadidae. The transcript is spliced from 23 exons. Gene Ontology annotation, cellular component: cytosol.
GAGAAAAAAAGUGUGCAACACAUUCUUGUAAGUGUUCGCAGCGCCAAUUCAACUUGUCCACCACACUGAGUGGACUUGUUUGACAUUUGUCAAGCUUGAAAACAGCCCAAAUGUGAGUUUAAUCUUUCAGUUUAAAAGUUAGAAAGUGUGGUAUCGCACGCGGCUGUCGGUAAAGUUGCCCGCGUGGUCUGCGUUAAUGAUACUUUGCAGCGCGAGGAGGAGCAGCAGACGUCACGCAGAGCGAGGAGGAACAGCAGACAUCCAGUAGGGCGAGGAGGAGCAGACCUCACAUCUGGCUGAGCGCUCGUGACUCAUCCCAGGACCUUUCGCCUCUCUUACAUCGGAAGAGUCCUAACAUCCCAGCCUGACCUUUAGCUGCUGUGGCUUCGGUCUUCUCAAAGUCUGACCUGAUUGGUUCCUGCACCUGUCAGUCCUGUGUGCAGCGGCUGACAUGGCGGAGUGUGUGCUGGUGAUUGGUGGAGGGGGGCGGGAACACGCCCUGGCCUGGAAACUUGCCCAGUCGCCCCACGUCAAGCAAGUGUUGGUUGCCCCCGGGAACGCAGGCACCGCUGACUGUGGCAAGAUCCGCAACUCUGAGGUCUCUGUCACCAACCACGCCAUCUUGGCCCAGUUCUGCAAGGAUCACAAUGUGGGUCUGGUGGUGGUUGGCCCCGAGGUCCCCCUGGCCGCAGGCAUGGUGGAUGACCUGACGGCUGCGGGCGUGGCCUGCUUCGGGCCCUCCGCCAGGGCCGCCCAGUUGGAGGCCAGCAAGAGCUUCUCCAAGGCUUUCAUGGACCGCCACGGCAUCCCCACGGCUCGCUGGGGCUCCUUCACGGACCCCCAGCUGGCCUGCGACUACAUCCGGACAGCUAGCUUUCCGGCGCUGGUGGUGAAGGCCAGCGGUCUGGCGGCGGGAAAGGGUGUGAUUGUGGCAGCCAAUCAGGACGAGGCCUGCGCGGCGGUGAAGGACAUUAUGAAGGAGAAAGCGUUCGGUUCGGCUGGAGAGACGGUGGUGGUGGAGGAACUUCUAGAGGGAGAGGAAGUUUCGUGUUUGUGCUUCAGCGACGGCUCCAGCGUGGCCCCCAUGCCGCCGGCACAGGACCACAAGCGGCUCCAAGAUGGCGACUUGGGCCCCAACACCGGGGGCAUGGGGGCCUACUGCCCCACACCACAGGUCAGCCAGGAGCUGCUGGAACAGAUCAAGGUGAAGGUGCUGCAGAAGACCAUCGACGGCAUGAAGGCAGAGGGAGCUCCGUACAUAGGCGUGCUCUAUGCUGGCCUCAUGCUCACCAAGGACGGCCUGAGGGUGCUGGAGUUCAACUGCCGCUUUGGAGACCCGGAAUGUCAGGUCCUAAUGCCCCUGCUGAAGGGUGACCUGUACGAGGUGCUGCUCCACACGCUGGACGGCACGCUCGCCUCCCACGCCCCCGUGUGGCACCAGGAAAGCUCUGCGGUCACCGUGGUGAUGGCCAGCGCCGGCUACCCAGGCACGUACGAGAAGGGUGUCCAGAUCACAGGGCUGUCCCAGGUGGAGGCGAUGGACGUGCAGGUUUUUCAUGCCGGCACAGCCCUAAAGGCCGGGGGCGUGACCUCCAGCGGGGGGCGUGUCCUCACCGUCACGGCCGUGCGGCCGUCCCUGGAGACGGCGCUGCAGGCGGCCAAUCAGGGCGUGGCGGCAGUGGUCUUCCCCGGCGCAGUGUACCGUCGCGAUAUCGGACACCACGCCAUCGCGUACCUCGGACAACGCAGGUGGCUGACCUACAAGGACAGUGGCGUGGACAUUGCUGCUGGGAACAGACUGGUGGACAUGAUAAAACCUCUGGCCAAAGCCACCGCCCGCGCUGGGUGCAACGCUGAGCUGGGCGGUUUCGCAGGCGUUUUUGACUUGAAGGCGGCCGGCUUCGUGGACCCGAUUCUGGUGUCCGGCACGGACGGCGUGGGCACGAAGCUGAAGGUCGCCCAGGCGUGCGGGAAGCACGACACCCUGGGCCAGGACCUGGUGGCCAUGUGCGUGAACGACGUCCUUGCCCAGGGGGCGGAGCCUUUGUUCUUCCUCGACUACUUCUCCUGCGGAAGCCUGGACGUUGGCGUGGCCUCGUCCAUCAUCGGGGGCGUGGCCGCCGCCUGUCGAUUGGCCGGGUGUGCUCUGCUGGGGGGUGAGACGGCAGAGAUGCCGGGCACCUACGGCCCCGGCGAGUACGACUUGGCUGGGUUCUGCGUUGGCGCUGCUGAGCGGGCGUCGCUGCUGCCCCGCCUGGCCGACAUCGCCGCCGGCGACGUCCUCCUGGGCGUGGCCUCCUCCGGCGUCCAUAGCAACGGCUUCAGCCUGGUGCGCCGGGUGAUGGGCCGUGCCGGGCUGGGCUACGGGGCAUCAGCACCCUUCGGAGAGCCGGGACGCACCCUGGGCGAGGUUUUGCUCACGCCCACAAAGAUAUACAGCCGCCUGCUCCUGCCCAUCCUGCGCAGUGGUGCGGUGAAGGCCUACGCCCACAUCACUGGGGGUGGGCUCUUGGAGAAUAUCCCCCGCGUUCUGCCCAAUGAGCUGGCAGUUGAUCUAGACGCGUCCCGCUGGUCCAUCCCCCCCGUGUUCUCCUGGCUCCAGGAGGCCGGUGACAUCAGCGACGAGGAGAUGGCCCGCACCUUCAACUGCGGCCUGGGCGCCGUGCUGGUGGUGGCAACCGCCGACGCCCAGGGGGUCCUGCUUCAGCUGCAAGCCCAGGAGGAGGCCUGGGUCGUGGGGUCGCUGGCCCACAAGCAGCCCGGGACGGAGCCUGUGGUAGUGCGUAACCUGAAGCAGAGCCUCCGCGCCGCAGGCCCCUCAGUUGACGUUGCGGCAGUCCAGGGCGAAGGUUGCCCUGACAACGGUGGAGGCAGUUGCCACGGCGACGCCGCCGGCGAACCGCGCAAAAGGACGAGGGUGGCCGUCCUUAUCUCUGGCACGGGUACGAAUCUGCAGGCGCUGAUCGAGCAGGCCAAGCUGCCCUCCAGCUCGGCCGAGAUCGUGCUGGUCAUCUCCAACAGGCCCGGCGUGCUGGGGCUAAAGAGGGCGACGCUCGCCGGCAUUCAAGCUAGGGUGGUGGACCACAAGCUGUACGGCAGCCGGGCGGAGUUUGACGCCACCAUCGACCGCGUGCUGGAGGAGUUUCAGGUGGAGGCGGUGUGUCUGGCGGGCUUCAUGAGGAUCCUCACCGGGCCCUUCGUCAAGAAAUGGAACGGCAAACUCCUGAACAUCCACCCGUCCCUGCUGCCGUCCUUCAAGGGCGUCAACGCCCAGAACCAGGCCCUGCAGGCGGGGGCGCGGAUCAGCGGCUGCACGGUGCACUUUGUGGCCGAGGAGGUGGACUCCGGCGCCAUCAUCGCACAGGAGGCGGUGCCGGUGGAGGCGUCGGACACAGAGGAGACCCUAUCCGAGCGGAUCCGCCAGGCGGAGCACAAGGCCUUCCCCAUCGCCAUGGAGCUGGUGGCCAGCGGGGCCGUCUGCCUCGGCCCAGAUGGACGCAUCGUCUGGAAGCACAGCCCGCGCAACUAGCCCCAUUAAAACGGAAACAAAAAAAGCUAAAUUUUGUUAAAUGAAAAAACAUGUUUGCUAAACUGCUUUAUGAGAUGUUAUUGGUGGUAUUCCACUGCUUGGGUGAAUUAUUCAAAUGUUACACAAUUAAAUGUUCCCAAAUAUGAAUCAA